UAUCUUCCCUUCCCAUUUUCUCUCAAAAUUUUCGGACCGCCUAACCAAACAUGGCCUUUAUAUUGAAGUGAUUAUCAGUUUCUAUUGAUAUUUUCUUUUCACAUAUUUUCCAAAAUGCAAAUACAAACUUUAAUGUAAGUUCAUUGGUUACUUUCAAAUUUUAAAUUAAAGCACCUCACAAAAUAACGACAGUGGGACUCUGGAGAUGCUGAGAAAAAGAGAGAGAAAGCGGGAGAAAAUCGAGGGUAGAUGAGGUCAAUAGUUGACAGAGGUCAAAUCCCAACCCUUAUUUGGAGUUUUCUAUUGGAUGAUCGGCUGUUUACCCUUUGAAUGUCCUCAAUAGUCAAUUCAGAUACUUCAAAGGGAAAGAAGAGGAUAUAAUUGCUAAUAACACACAACCGUUGAAGCCAUAACAGUCUUUUUCCUCAAUUUUCAAGGCCUCCCUCCCUCUCUUUGUCUCAUUCCAACAAAACCCUAAUCAUAUUUCCCCUUGUUUCAGUGUCUACUCCGUCAUACAUUGAUACAGAAUCUGGGUUUUCUGUUUUCUUUGGCUCCAAAAAAGAUUGAAUGAACAUUGAGAUACAUUGUUUAUUUCUUCUAGAUAUUUUGUUGAAAGUGGCAGUGGGAGAUUAAUUGGAUGGUUUGCUGUGAGGGAUUGACAGGGAUCCUCAUGAAGAAUUCGGCAAAUGGAGAGGUGGACUCAUUUUAUGCAAUCAGACCUGAAUGCCAAAGUGACGUUCCGAAAAUCCGAUUUAAGCCGAGGGCAGGGAAAACACUUAGUGCAAGAAGAUGGCAUGCUGCUUUCUCUCAAGAUGGUCAUUUAGAUAUAGAAAAAGUGCUUAGACGGAUCCAACGAGGGGGUGUUCAUCCAUCAAUCAAAGGGGUAGUUUGGGAGUUCUUGUUGGGUUGUUUUGAUCCCAACAGCACCUUUGAUGAACGAAAUGAGCUCAGGCAACAGAGGAGGCAGCAGUAUGGUGCACUGAAGGCUGAGUGUCAAAAGAUGGCGCCUGUUAUUGGCAGUGGAAAGUUUAUUACAACACCGAUUGUCACUGUAGAUGGUCGACCAGUACAAGAUCUUUCCACCAAUGACAAUUCACAGGAUGAUAACAGAGCCACGUCAACACCCUCUCCUCUCGAUUCACCUUUAGAUGAUGGGGGACAUGUAGAUGAUGCUGUGCCAGACAAGAAAGUGAUUCAGUGGAAGCUCAUGUUGCACCAAAUUGGUUUAGAUGUUGUUCGCACAGAUCGAACACUUGUGUUUUAUGAGAGUGAAGCCAAUCAGGCGAAGCUCUGGGAUGUUCUUGCAGUCUAUGCCUGGAUGGACAAUGAUAUUGGUUACUGCCAAGGAAUGAAUGAUAUUUGCUCUCCUAUGGUAAUUCUCAUUGAAAAUGAAGCGGAUGCAUUUUGGUGCUUUGAGCGAGCAAUGCGUAGAUUGAGAGAAAAUUUCAGGGUUAGUACCAAUUCUAUAGGUGUGCAAUCUCAGCUGGGUACACUUUCAGAAAUAAUUAAAGCGGUUGAUCCUCAGCUCCAUCAACACCUUGAGGAUCUAGAUGGGGGGGAAUAUCUAUUUGCAUUUCGGAUGCUGAUGGUACUUUUCCGUAGGGAGUUCUCUUUUGUGGAUGCAUUGUACCUAUGGGAGUUGAUGUGGGCCAUGGAAUACAACCCAAACAUUUUCUCAUCAUAUGAGGAGUCAAGUGCUUCUGCAGAUAAAAGUUCUACACAAAACACAAAUGGCAAGAUGCUGAAGAAGUGUGGGAAAUUUGAGAGAAAAAAUGUGAAGACCGGAUAUAAGAACCAACACAGUUCUCUUGCUGUUUUUCUUGUUGCAAGCGUCCUUGCAACCAAGAACAAGCGAUUCUUGAAGGAGGCCAAGGGUCUGGAUGACGUUGUAAAGAUCUUGGGUGACAUUACUGGAAAUUUAGAUGCAAAAAAAGCAUGCAACGAGGCUUUGAAACUUCACAAAAAGUACCUGAGCAAGGCAAAGAAAUCAUAGAUGUUGGUGGAGAGCAUUGAUCUGUUUUAGGUUAACCCAACUGAUGGUGGCAUUGGGAGCAUUUGGCAUGUUACUGAGGUUUUGGCUUUAAUUUUUAGAACUUUUUCCCACAUUUAUUACCAUUUCUUCUCCAAGGAUUUGUUGAUUUUAGCUGUAAAAACCUUCUGCAUAAGAUUUUGUCACGAAUUGUAUCUGUAGAGCCUAUUGGUAUCUUUGAAGAACAAGAAACAAUAGAAUCAGAACCUUUUUUUUUUUUU
Messenger RNA from Vitis vinifera (wine grape), 2250 nucleotides. RefSeq names its product rab GTPase-activating protein 22. NCBI's taxonomy places the organism in Eukaryota, Viridiplantae, Streptophyta, Magnoliopsida, Vitales, Vitaceae. The transcript has 12 exons. The coding region runs from base 638 to 1993 and encodes 451 amino acids. The record is from RefSeq and is a predicted model, not a curated record. Gene Ontology annotation, biological process: activation of GTPase activity. Gene Ontology annotation, molecular function: GTPase activator activity.